Messenger RNA from Xenopus laevis (African clawed frog), 2615 nucleotides. RefSeq names its product myotubularin related protein 9 L homeolog (gene mtmr9.L). Gene Ontology annotation, biological process: negative regulation of autophagy; phosphatidylinositol dephosphorylation. Gene Ontology annotation, cellular component: endoplasmic reticulum; ruffle membrane; cytosol. The record is from RefSeq and is marked provisional. Lineage: Eukaryota; Metazoa; Chordata; Amphibia; Anura; Pipidae. Gene Ontology annotation, molecular function: enzyme regulator activity; protein phosphatase binding.
GAGGAACCCGGAGCUGCGGUGUUUGCGGCCGAGCUGACUGGAAGUGGGUGACAGGAGUGAUGAGUCUGGGGGAAUCCAGUCAGUGAGUCCUCACCGGCGCCGCUUCCCGCUGCCGGAAUGGAGUUCGCCGAGCUGAUUAAGACUCCCCGGGUGGAUAAUGUGGUUCUGCACCGGCCUUUCCACUCCCCUGUGUGGGGCACCCUGUGUCUGACCGGCCACCACCUCAUCCUCAGCUCCCGGCAGGACAACAGCGAGGAACUCUGGCUCCUACACUCCAACAUCGACUCCAUAGACAAACGGUUUGUUGGCACAUCUGGAACCAUCACCAUUAAAUGUAAGGACCUGCGGAUAAUACAGCUGGAAAUCAGUGGAAUGGAGGAAUGCCUGAACAUUGCCAGCUCCAUUGAGGCCUUAUCUACACUGGAUUCCAUCACUUUGAUGUACCCGUUCUUCUACCGGCCCUUGUUUGAGGUAACAGAGGAUGGAUGGAGCCUGUUCUCCCCUGAGCAAGAAUUUGAGCAACUCAUAUUAGAGACAGACGACUGGAGGCUGAGCUCUGUGAAUCGGGAUUACUCCGUGUGCUUGUCUUACCCUCAGCAUGUCAUGGUACCCAAAUCUAUAGACGAUGACUCUCUUCGGAAAGUCGCUGUGUUCAGGCAUGCUGGCCGGUUCCCCGUGCUUAGCUACUACCACAAGAAAAAUGGCAUGGUGAUGAUGCGCAGCAGCCAACCACUAACUGGUACCAACGGUAAGCGCUGCAAGGAAGACGAGAAGCUUAUUAACGCCACGCUAAAGCAUGGGAAACGUGGAUACAUUAUAGACACCCGCGCCCUGAAUGUGGCCCAGCAGGCCAGAGCACGUGGAGGGGGAAUCGAACAGGAGGCCCAUUAUCCACAAUGGAGGCGGAUACACAAGUCUAUUGAAAGGUUCAACAUUUUGCAGGAGAGUCUGAUAAAGCUGGUCGAGGCCUGUAAUGACCAGUCCCACAAUAUGGAUCGCUGGCUGAGCAAACUGGAGGCCUCCAACUGGUUGACUCACAUCAAAGAAAUGUUAACCACCGCCUGCCUUGCAGCCCAGUGCAUUGAUAGAGAAGGAGCGUCUGUGUUGGUUCAUGGUUCCGAGGGUAUGGACUCCACCCUGCAAGUCACCGCUCUGGCACAAAUCAUUUUGGACCCAAGGUGCAGGACAAUCCGUGGGUUUGAGUCUCUGAUUGAGAGGGAGUGGCUCCAGGGCGGGCACCCAUUCCAGCAGCGCUGUGCACAGUCCGCCUACUCCAACAGCAAACACAAGUGGGAGUCUCCGACCUUCCUUCUCUUCCUGGACUGCGUGUGGCAGAUCCUGCGCCAGUUCCCCUGCUCUUUCCAGUUCAACGAGCGCCUUCUUCUCACCCUCUUUGAACAUUCCUACGCCUCUCAGUUUGGCACCUUCCUGGGCAACAACGACUAUGAAAGGAAUAAAUUGAAGCUGUCCCAGAAGACUCUCUCCCUCUGGUCGUGGGUGAACCAACCAUCUGAGAUCAAGAAAUUCCUCAAUCCUCUCUUUGAAGCAAAUGGGCUGGUGAUCUGGCCGUCGGUAGCACCUCAGAGCCUGCAGCUGUGGGAAGGUGUUUUCCUGCGUUGGAACAGAUCGUCUAAGUACCUAGAAGAAGCCUAUGAAGAGACGGCUCACAUUAUUGAGUACAACAAAGAGCUGCAAGUGAAAGUAAAUGCACUCCGAAGGCAGCUGGCCGAACUGGAGACAGAGGAUGGGGUUUUGGAAACUCCCUAAUGGGAAUGCUGGGAAAUUAUCUGGCUUCAUUGAGGGGCACAGCGAUGCUUACAUGACUCCACAUUACCAGUAACAGGCCCCAAACCUCCUUACCCUUUCUAAACCUCUUUAUUUCUUACGGGUACUAUCCCCUUAAAUUAACUUUUAGAGGCACAUUUAUCAAAAGGUCGAAUUUCGAAUUCAUGUGAGUUUUUAAAAACUCCCAUAAAUUCUAAAUUCGACCAAUCAAUUUAAAGUUUAUUAGACUUUUCCAUACUCUGAUAAAUUAUAUUGAGCCUAAAACUCGAAUCAAUUUUGAUUUGAGUUUAAAAAACUUGAUUCAAGUUUUUUUCUCCGAAACAAUUUUGAAUGUCAGGAAGACUGCAAGCAACGCCAAAUUGAUCCCUGGACGUCUCCCGUUGAUUUAAACAGCAAUUCGGCAGAUAGGUGGCAAAUAGUCAAAUUCGAGGGCCAGAGUAUGAUAAAUCUCGAAAAUCGAAUUCAAGUUUUUUUUAAAAAAACUUGAAUCAAAUUUAAAUAACUACCUAGUAAAACUUGACAGUUUUGAACAUAAAAAAAAUCAAAAACUCUAAUUUUGUUUUAAUACGAGUUUUACUCUUUCAUUCUACUUUCCUCCCUGCCUGGUUGUUAACAACCAAGUAAUGGGUUACAUUCCAAAUUAGAGAACAAAAAGUUAAAUAGUUUGGAAAAAAAUUGAAGCAAAUUGCCUAAGAAUGUCACUGUUUACAGCAUCCUAAAAGUUAAUUUCAAGGUGAACUGUCCCCUGUAAAAAUCUAUUUUUAAAGGACCAGUUACAUCAAUUUUUUUAAAGAAAAAAUUUGUUUGUAUAGAACAAAAAAAAAAAAAAA